This is a messenger RNA of Syzygium oleosum, 2763 nucleotides long. RefSeq names its product putative FBD-associated F-box protein At1g61330. Gene Ontology annotation, molecular function: protein binding. The record is from RefSeq and is a predicted model, not a curated record. The transcript has 3 exons. NCBI's taxonomy places the organism in Eukaryota, Viridiplantae, Streptophyta, Magnoliopsida, Myrtales, Myrtaceae. Bases 1128 to 2573 code for a protein of 481 amino acids.
AGAAAGAGGUUGGCUCGUGGAUUCAAAGGGUCAUAGACAGUAGUACAGUCGUGGUGGUGCAGGAUGGCGACGAUCGACGUGGGUGCUAAUCGAACAGACAGAGUGAGAGUGGAAGAGGGGGGCCUCAUGCAUCUUGGGGGCUGGGGCAUAAGUUUUUUUUUAGCUGAAGGUACAUGUAAGGUUAUGGGGAAUAUGAGGAAUGUUUGCCAAUUGUCCAGGCAGCAACAUAAGCUCUCCCGAUCCUUAAUCCAAUUCCUUGACCAAGCAUCCGGUUCAUAGCUUGACUGCCUCACUCUGCUACUUGUGACCGUUGGUCGUUGGACGCUGUAGCAGAGCUGAGAUCAGAUGUUUAAAUUUGAACAUUCCCUCUUCUUGUUAAUUUGCCUACUAUUCCCUCCUGUUUUUUCGAUUGUCAUGCGAUGUGGUUACAUUCACACCGUCUUUAACAUGUCAAGUCAAGUUGAGUACAGGCGGACGCUGAAUUGUAGCAAAGAUACUAUCUAUUUCAUAGUGAAGAGGAAAAGAACAUCACCCCCCUUCCCAUGACGAAAAUUAGUCUUUCAUUUUCGUACAAAGGCUAAUUCAUGAAAAGUAUGUUCGACGGUCCUAAGAUAGGACUUCUGUUCGGUACACGGCUAGUAUGAAAAACAAGGCAGGCGCAAGUUCGAAUUGAGAUUUCUGUACUAAGACCAAUUAUUGGUCGCUAGAGUUUGUUUCGGCCACCCCAUUUUAGCAUACAUUAUCUCAUUUGAGGCAUUUGAAGUGCCGAAACAGUGCAAAUCGAUAUGACCAGAAAAAUAAAGCGUAACUUGAUUAUAGUACUCAAAAGAGGACCCUUCAUGCUCUAAAGGAGAUGACUGUUUGGGCAAGCAAAACAAUGCAGACAUCUAAUGUAGAUCAGUACUGAUAUUUCUUUUCAUUUAUGGAACAAGGAAUGGUUCUGGCCUUUAUGUUUUGUCCUUCUUUUUCAAAGACACAUUUUGGAAGGCACAUCUUCUCUACUUAUAAAUACGCAUUAUCCCAUCUGUGCUUCUCAUAAUUUUUCGUAGUAUCACCAGGAAUUUCGAAAGAACCAGCUCUUUCGAUACACGGUCGUUGGCAGGAGAAAGUGAAGAAAGUUUACGAAAAUGGUCCUGUCAUCGUCGAUAAGGAGCAAGGCAGAGUCCGAUGGUCCUCUCAUUUUAACAAGGAAUCGCCGGAGUAGGAGUAAGCUGUUGCCUGACCUUCCCGAAGACGUGCUAGAGCGCAUCUUUACGCUCUUGCCCAUUAAACAAGCAGUGAGGGCCGGAGUUGUCUCGAGAAGAUACAAGCAAGUUUGGCUCUUCAGCAGGAAGUUACACUUUGGUAGAUGGUUCACAACGCACCAAGGCAUUCUAGAAGCUAUCUCGAUUAUUAACCACGUUUUCAGGGCUCAUGCAGGUCCACAGAUCCAAAGCUUCAAGUUAUAUAUCGAUCCAACGGAUAUUGAUGCGAUGGUCAGGAAGUGGAUCGAAAUCUCGAUUUCGAAAGGGGUGGAGGAGCUGGAGUUAAACUUUAUCGCGGCGAGGGUUGAGCCUUUCCUGCUUUCUCGCGAUUUUAUCGAUGUUGAGUCGUUGAGAGUUUUGAAGUUGACCUUCUGUGAAAUUGAUUUUCCACCAAAUCUCACCAGUUUGCAUCUCCUGGAUACCCUGAUUCUGAAGAAGGUUGAAAUUACGUCAGAGAUGAUCGAAACCAUAAUUCGUAAUUGCACCCUCCUCGAGACUCUUGAACUGUUACGUUGUGAUGCCAUCCGUCAGUUGAAGUUGAAUGCACAAAAUCUUAAGAGGUUUAAGGUGUUAAAGUUGGGAGAUUGCUCGGAUCUUUCGCUAAUUGAAAUGGAUGCUCCGAGCCUUCGCUCGUUUUAUUUCUAUGGUCAAGUACCUCUCUUCCUCUUUGAAGAUAUAUCGCAGCUGAAGGAUGCAGUACUGAAUUUCGUACCCCCAAAAGGCUUCAUGAGACAUUCUUUCGUCCGGAACAUUUUGGACAAUCUCGCUCACGUUAGCGUUCUCACGGUGAACAGCAUCUUUCUCGAGGGCAUAUCUCCAAAUUAUGAAGAUUUGAAGCACAACAUACGUGGACUGCCGUUUUUGUAUCGCAAUCUGAAGGAAUUCCAACUAAUCAUGCAAGGCGGAGUCUAUUGCAAUACUUAUGACAUUGCUGUUUUUCUCGACAGUUGCCCACUCAUCGAGAAAGUAUUUAUCGAUCUUAAUGAAUGCUCUUUCGAAGGCAGCAUUUACUGGGAACUGCAUCAGAAGCAAGAGCUAGAGUCCUUUGGCUUCCUCUGCCGCCUCAAGUUUGUCAAAGUGAAAGGCUUCAGGUUUCAAAGUCAUGAACACGAACUGGUCAAGUUUUUUCUGCAGAAGGCGAUCAAUUUGGAGAGUCUUGCUCUGGUUAGUGCGAGGAAUCGCCUUUAUCCGAAAUCUUACUCGGAUAAUAUCGAGAGGAAUGAAAAUUUCCUUUUGUGGCAGACUUCUCCAAGAGCCAGAGUUACGUUUUCUAAUGACUGCAAAGACAAGACAACCCGUCCGGCGCAUCAGAAAAUUUGGCAGGUAUGAUGCAGGUUGUGUGUUCAGGGAGGCAGACUUAUUAGUUACAAGUUUUAUAGAGCAUCUGAGUCUGUGAUUUAAGCACUUAUUCGUCUUUAAGAAGAGUCUGGCAAUCAAGCAGGAGAAUGGAAGCAACAACAUCUGAAUCACCCACCCUUUUUUUUCUCAUUUUCUUGUGGCAAUAAAUUGGACUUUGCCU